Molecule: messenger RNA, 1070 nt
Organism: Phyllotreta striolata
Lineage: Eukaryota; Metazoa; Arthropoda; Insecta; Coleoptera; Chrysomelidae
Source: the annotation of a GenBank genome assembly
AGAAGAACUUUAUUAAACUAUCACAUUCACUCCUAAGUUAAGUUACGCUAUAGAAUAGUAAAAAUGACUACUGUAUUCGGAAUUUUAACAACAAUAGUAUGCCUGGUAUUCAUCUUAGACUUGGGGGAUUGUAGGAGUCUAGUUAAAAGGCAAGCAGAUUUGAAACCAAUCGAUCCUCAUGUAUUACAGGAACUAACAAAAAACAGUAUCGUUAGAGACAAGAGAAAAGUAGACGUAGUAACAGGAGUGAAGAACGCAGUAUUAGGAUUCGUAUUCAACAAACUUAACAGCUUCAUCGACCAGAAAACCGCCUGGAUCGAUCAGCUGGACAAGCAGAACAUCGCGAAGAACGCCGCCGCCAACAUAGUGCCCCCAGCGGACCCCAUCACCUCCCUGUCGGCGGUGAUAUCGGGCGCCAUCGGGGAGAAACUCCAAGCCGCCGCUCCUCUGCUCAACAUCGUCACCAGCAAGCUGGGCAGCAUCAGCGGGGGCGGCGGCGGCGGCGGGCACUCGGGCUUCGACCUGGGGGCGCUGGUGAGCAAGGGAUUCGGCAGCAGCAGCGGCGCCAGCAGCGGGGGCGGCCAGCACGCCGGCGUUGGAUCCGGCGGGACUGCUUCUAAAGGAUUCGCCUGGGAAGUACCCAAAUCGACCUCCACAAAACGCCCAACGACUACCGAGGAUGCUGUACAAUUCAAACCGGGCGAACCGGUAUCCCUGGAAAUUCCAGACAAACUGUUCGGAUCUUCCUUCACUCUGGUAACAAAUCUGUCGACGAGAGUAGGCGACUAUGUCAUGAGUUCAGCGGUGAGGGCUCAAAGGCUUUUAGAAUCGAUGAGGCCGUUUCUGAGGGCUAUAUUCGGUGCUGGGGGCAUCGUGAUCGAGGCCACUACUGAUCGACCGAUUUUUUCCGAUCCCAAUUCGGUCUAAAAUCUACUUAUCCCUUUCUCGACUAGUAAUUUAUGUUUUAAUUUAAGCAGAACAAAAAUAUGUAUGUAUGUGUGUACUUCAAACAUUGGUUUUAUUUCAUAUUAAUAAAAAAUAAACGAUUAUUUAUUUAAUUUGGGAAAUAG